This is a messenger RNA of Rotaria sp. Silwood1, 216 nucleotides long. NCBI's taxonomy places the organism in Eukaryota, Metazoa, Rotifera, Eurotatoria, Philodinida, Philodinidae. The record is from the annotation of a GenBank genome assembly.
AUGCUACCGCCAACGAAUAUACGACAUGUUAUAGGUGGCAAACCCAUGGAUCUUCGAUUUCAAUUUUAUGCUGAUUUAUUUGAUGUUGAUCUUUCAACAUUAAUUGAAUGUACUCUUCCGUCAACCUUAUUUAAAUUGAUCAUCAUCAACUUAACAAUAAAUGAUAAAACAUCAACAACAACAAUUGAUAAUAAAAUAAAUAAUAAUUUAAUUUAA